AAGGGCCCACAGAUGCGACAGCUUUGCUGAACCCUGGACUUAAACUGGUGACCUUCUGAUUGUAGCCUCAGAGGCUUAACCCACUGAGUCACACACUGCCCCCAAACAUUGGGGGGAGCGUGAAUGCAGUCCCCCACUACCAGAAAUUAUGCAGUCAAGAUUCCCACAUUUGUGCAAUGGCUGAGCCUAACUUUGAGUGAGCCACCUUCUUGAUCAAUGUAUCUCCCUGCAAGCGUGACAUGAGGGCACUCCUCAGUAAAGAUCAGUAUCGUUAGAUAAUUCCUGAUUAAGACUGAUGUAUAUAUUUCACUGAAACAAUUAAGAGCCUCACAAAUUAACAUGAGACUUUUCCAACUGAAUGUUAUUAAACUGUCAGGCAGGCUAGCCUACGCAGGAAUGCGGAUCUUUCAUACCCAAACUGCAAGUACUGGGGGCAUAUUUACAUCUGCAUUUGUUUUCUCUACGAUAACAAAGAGAUAAUGGCGUUAUCUGUACCCUGGCCAUCGCCAUUCCUCCGGCACACACCCAGCUUGGCAGCGAAGAACACUGGUUCCUUUUGUCCGGACUAGUUUCCCUCAAAUGAGCUCCAAAAACAUCCGGUAGAAACCAGCGUGAUGACCCAUGCCUUUUAAACUGGGGUCACCCAUCACAACGGGCAUUGAAUGUGUCAUGCCUUCCCUUCGAAGUCAUGGUAACUUUAAUAGUUUUUAAAGUAUGUGCAGUUUUCUGUUCAUGUCUAGUAUCUUAUUAAACAUUUUCAAUAUGUUACGUAGACUACAGUUUACACAAGCGGCCUUUUUCACUGGAAAUGCAGUGAGUCCUGUGGGUUUUUGAGUGGAUGCCAGUCUGAGUCACACAGUUAACUCUUGAUGAGGGAUUUGGGACAGGAGACAGGAUGAUUGUGCAAGGCAGAGUACUGGGCCUGGUCCGUAGGGGGCAAAAGUAGUUCAGAAUGCUGGUACCUCUUUCUCCAAACAGCCUCUCUCGGUUCUGCAAUACCCAAAUGUGGAUGCUGGACUGUGUGGUUGGGACUGGGUCAGGGGGAAGUCGAGAGUCAUGGCAGGUCUUUGUGACAACACUUCCUGUUACUGAGGUCUGAUUAUGUCCAGCCAGAAAAGCAUGCAUCCUGCAGACUGACCGCAUUCGCUCUGCACUCUACUUUUACCCUCCUUCAGAAAGUUUGUCAUUUGACCACACAGUAAAUCGCCCGGCCUGUGAUUUAUUCUGUUUUGUAGUACCGUACAUUUCUCCUUGCUGAGAGAGGCACGUAAGACGGCUCGGUUUUAAGGUGGACGUUACCAGACUGACAUUUUUAAAUACUUUGUCUGUCUACAGUGGUACUACACUACAAAAGUAUGAUCUCCUCUAAAGCUGGGUUACAGUGUCCACAGAUAUUUCUGCAAGGGCUAACAGAGGGUGAAUUUAAAAUCCUCCCAAAACCCUCUCAUAAAAGCAAUCCUGAACGGUUUGUUUUUUUAUAAAGGCGAGGCAAAGUGACCCAGGGCAAAAUGUCCUGCUCUGCACGCAUAUUUCCCUUUAUUUUUCCACGGAAAGGUCAGGUAUAGAAGCAAAGUUCUGUGUAAUCCAACUCAAGCACACAGGUGUGCUCUGUGCUUAUGCUACUCCGCUGAGCUGAGGUCAAGUGCGUCGCCUCCUUUUCUCCCAUGCAAACACACGCCCACACAAAGAUUAACACACUGUGUGUUACAUCUCAUUACAAGGCGAUUCUGUCACUGUGAAUUUAUUGUAAGUAAAACAUCUUGUUAGAACUGGGACAUCGGAGCCACGAUUACUCAUGUAUUAGCAGUUUCAGCCGUCAUAAGCAGACCUAUCUUAGCUUCUUAUCACACUCCCUGUUGCUUAACUGAAAUUACUGCUGAGACCUUUUUGCAGUCGCCUUAAAAGUGAUUGCAGUGCAUUCAGUUCUUCAUGCCUUUUAAGGUUUUAUUGAAUUUACAGACUGACAGAAUGAUUGCAUCUGGUUAUUUCUGUUCAUAAUGAAUACUAACAUUCACGUCAAACAAGUUAAAAAAAUAAUGCAUAAUAAUAAUUUGGUUAAGUGUUCAACCCCAGUAACAGGUGUGACAUAUUUCCUUCCAGAUGUAGCAAGAAGCUUAUUAGCAUCAGUCUUCUGUUUAACAGUAAUUACCGUCAUUAGUCCAGAAUAAAGCCGUCCAGCCCAAAUUGCCCCAAGACGAAGAUAUUUGGAAUAGUUUUUGGAAAGUUUUCACAAAGGUGUGGAUCAGGAGAUGGCUGUGGCCAACAUUUUCAAAGGCUUUAAAUGCUUCCAGUGGUCGUUCUGAUGAAACUGCAGACCUUUUAGCCAAAGAAUGACCAGUUCGUUCAUGUUAUAACAAUAUAACCUCUAGGCAAAUCUGAUUUCUCUGUGGAAGGAUGCAGAGAAGAAAGCCUUGGCUCCCUGAAGUCCACACUGCGGGAUGUUUAAGGUAUGUAAAAUGACACUGGGAAUUUGGGGCCAUGUGGAAAAAAGGUUUCGUGGUCUCAAACCAACACUCAAUAAAGAAAUGUGAUGCCUGAACACAGUGAAUCUCCCAAAGGACACCCUCCGUACCGCAAAGAAUCGUGAUGGUACCAUCCUUUCAUAAGGAAGCUUCUUUUCAUCUGUCAGAAAUGUUUCUGAGCCUGAACAUAAGGAAUGUGCAAAUAUUCCCACGUAUAGCUGCACUGUCUGGGAUGAUAGCAAUAAUUCAAGCAGUGGUUUGGGGAUUUUAAUUAGAUUUUAUCUUUUGUAACUUGCAGACAGAGGUGGAUUCUAAUCUCCUUAGCUUCAAAUGAGUUUCUGGCUUUUUUAGGGUGUGAACACGGUGUUAAAUCAAAGCAUGUUAAAGUAAUUAGCCACUGCUUCCCACACCUCACCUAGCUUAUUGCAGGAAGUAGAAUCGUAGCCAGGUAUUAAAAUUAGGAGUUUGAACCCCCCUUGUGAAAAUUAUUUGUGGCUACCGGCCGGCAGUAAGUGUUAUUUACGCUGUUUGGAACGUCUUUCAAAUUUAAUUUGCUGAAUGGGUGUUACACAAACAAAGGCUUGCUUUUACAGGAAGAUUUUAACAAAGGCAGUUCCUCUCCAAAGAUUCCAGCAGUAUCUGGCAGCAGUAGGUUUUAAGUUCAGUUCAUAUCAGUAAACAACCCUAAGGUUUGACGAGACAAACUAAUUAAUGUUCUGAGUUGCGACAUACUGAGUUGCGUAUUGCGCAUAUUUUUCUAUGUACGUUUAUAUACAUUAAUUUAUACUUAGUAGUUUUAUUUCCCAUGUUGUUAGUGGGACCCUUUCUUUUGAGGGACUUCCGGUUUUUUUUUGUUUGUUACCAGAACGUUGUUAAGCUAAGCUAAGCGGAGAACGUGGCUUUAUGAUGUUUUGUAAAUGGCUUAAGCACCCACCCUGGUAAAGGCAUAAGCUCUUACGUUAGUUACGUUAUUUUAAAUAAAUCGUGAACCAUCAGUCAAGUCUUUCGGCCAUCAAUCCGGAGGGGAAUGCUACAGUAACAGCUUUACUUUCGCCCGCCACAUCGCGCUGCUGACGAAUUUCACGCUGUAACUGCUUAAGGACAGCAGUGAGUUGCGGAAGGCGCGAUGGCCAAAGAAUUCGGUAAGGAAUAGAAUCGUAUUAAUAUGGCAAAUAUUGAAGAACAAAUACAAAAUAUAGAGAAUGAAAUGCAGGAAUGUAAAAGCUUAUCAUUCGAAAAGGAAAUAGAAGGUACCGCAAGACUGGAAUUAAUAGAAAGAAUUAAAAGUAAAAAGAAAAUAAUGGCUGAACUUACUUGUAAAAUAAGGGAAGUUGAAGAAUUGCCUUGGCGUUCUGAACGUCCAAAGGUUAUUGCGGAGAAAUGCAUGCUUACCAAAGGGAGGAAUUGUGUAAAAAAUAAAAACAGUUGCUUAGCUUAUACGAACAUUGGAAAUUCUGAUACGUAAAUCAAGGGAAGAAUUAAAAGAAAACAUAUGAGAAACUAAUCUGGCCAAUAUAGCAUAUAUCCUUGAAAGGGAAAAGAAUGAUCUUAUGAAAGUUUAUAAUAAGGGAACAUAUCACACCGACUAAUGAAUUAAGAUGCAAGAUUGAUGCAUGUGAAGCCGUAACUAAUGACAUAAUUAAAAUUGUGUACGAAAGGUUUCUGCAGUAGAUGGAGAUUUUGAUGUCGAUCUUGAAGGUCGUCGUCUGCAUCAACUGUUAGUGCCCGACUAUGCUCAUUCAAGUUAUGGCGCUGCCUCCCAGUCAGUCGCCAGUCACCACUCAGAGUACUCUAGUAUAUCUGUAAAAAGGGCAGAAGCAGCUGCAGAGCUUGCAGCAAUGGAGGCGGAGUAUAAAAUAGCCCAAGCAGAAAGAAAGCAACAAGAAAAGAUAAGAAUACUAGACGAGCAACAUAGAAAAGAAUUAAAAGGCCAGAGAUCUGAAUUAUAAAAUCUGCAGGCUGAAAGGCAUAUAGAGGUUGCUUGUGCCAGAGUACAAGCCUAUGAUAGAGAAAUUAAACAUGAAAUGGAUGGCCAGACCUUUAAAUUUGACUGCAACAGACAAAGAACCUAUGACAGACAUCAACCUUCGCAUGAUGUCACAACACCAACACCACAACACAACACUGAUGUGUCUUACCUGGCUCAAGCUAUUCAGAACAGCAUAGCCAUUAACAGGCUCCCAAUGCCAGAGCCUGCUGUGUUUAAUGGGGAUCCAAUUCAUUUUAUUGAAUGGAAGGCAUCCUUUAUGUCACUCAUUCAGAGAACAGGUAUCUCUUCAGCAGAUAAGCUGUAUUACCUUAAGAAAUAUAUUCGUGGUCCUGCUCAUAAAUGUCUUGAGGGCACUUUCUACCGAACUGAUAAUGAGGCAUACAAGGAUGCUUGGAAUAAGCUUAAUCAGCGAUAUGGUCAGCCAUUCAUCUUCCAAAGAGCAUUUUGGGAGAAGCUCUCAAAAUGGCCACAAAUACGGACCAAAGAUGCCGAAGGGCUACGAACAUUUUCUGAUUUUUUAAAUGCCUGUCUGCAAGCUAUGCCUCAUGCAAAGGGCCUAGACAUACCGAGUGACUUUAAGGAAAAUCAAAAAUUAAUUCAGAAGCUACCUGACUGGGUAGCAUUGUGCUGUAAUCGUCGGGUUAUGGUAGCCCUCAUGGAAGGUGGCAAAUUCCCAUCAUUCCAAGACUUUGCCAAAUUCAUAUCAAUUGAGGCAGUAAUUGCAUGCAAUCCUGUCACCUGCCUACAUGCACUUCACUCAGUGGAUUCACACCAGGAAAAAAUAAUCAUAAGGGAACCUAAAACAAACAAGGCUAAUGUUCUCAGCACUCAAGCCACUGUUGGCAGGGAUAAAGAGACAUCAACUAACGACAGAGUAUGGGCUCCAUGCAUCUUAUGCCAGUGUAACAAACAUCAACUCCACAGAUGUCCUGAUCUUAUGAAAAUGUCUCUUGAGAAGCGAAGGACAUAUGUAAAGGACAAUAAGCUGAGCUAUGCUUGUUUAAAACCAGGUCACUGUGCAAAGGAAUGCUGUCGUCGCCAUAGCUGUGAGGUAUGCAGGAGAGGGCACCCCACUAGUCUUCAUGAUUACAGCUAUGAGAAGAAUGGAAGUAGAGACCAACCUGUGCCUGAUAUAACCACAGCUACAAGCAAUGUAAGGAAACUACAGCUGCUAUGUCACUUAAUGCCACCAGUCAAGAACAGUCACAUAGCACCUCCAUGAUUGUACCUCUGUCAAAAAUCCAGCAAAGGAACAACUUGUAUAUUCUUUAUUAGACACGCAAAGUGACGGCACUUUCAUUGACAAAGAGGUGAGCAAUGAAUUACAAAUGGACACUUACCCAGUGCAGCUGAAACUCACCACCAUGUUGGGAGUGAAUAUGGUGAUGAAGAGUGAGAGAGUAUCAGGACUCCGUGUAAGGGGUUACAAUUCAUCGGUGCACAUUGAUCUCCCUCCUGCAUAUACCAAAGACUGCAUACCUCUAAAUCAUGAUCACAUUCCAACACACGAAACUGCUAAACGCUGGAGUCACCUUGCUGCAAUAAGUGACAAGAUACCACCCCUCCUCAGCUGUGAUGUUGGACUCUUAAUUGGGUACAACUGUUCAAGAACGCUGGCGCGUAGACAGGUGAUACUAGGUAGAGACAAUGAACCAUAUGCUGUGCUAACAGAGGAUGGAGUAUUGUUGGCUGCUCAACACCUUACCUUGAUACAACCGCAGAAUUCGCCUUAUGUCACCGAGCUGCGGUAAAGGAGCUCUCUCUAAUAACACCAUUUAACACUGUAUACAGGGGCCACGGAACAAGUGAAUCUUGCUGACUGCUUGUCCAAGUUCUCAUCAUGGUUGCAGGCUACUAAGGCCAUUUCAUGCCUUUUACGACGAGUUAAAGGAAAAAUAAAUGGACCCGCUAAUGUAAGUGCAUUGGAAAGUGCAGGACGUGUUAUCAUCAAAGACCUCCAAAACCAGGUAUACAAACAAGAAAUAAAGUUACUAAAAAGGGAAGUCAAUUGCCUGACCAUCACAAGUUGCACCACCUAGAUGUCUUUUUAGAUGCAGAUGGCAUAAUCAGGGUGGGAGCAAGGAUCAGUCGAUCAUCCUUCUCCAACUUAGACACCCAGUGAUCUUAGCAAAAAAACCAUCAUCUGACUAAGCUGAUAAUUAGUCAUUAUCAUGAAAGAGUAAAACAUCAAGGCAAGAGCUUUACCAUCAAUGAAAUCAGAUCCAAUGCCUAUUGGAUUCCUGGAAUAAGCAGAGCAGUUGCAUCUUUCAUCUGACAAUGUGUCACUUUCUGUAGAGUCAGAAGACCUCCAGAAGGUCAUAGGAUGAGUGACCUUCCAAAGGAAGGUGUAGAGCCCUCCCCACCUUUCUCAUAGUGUGGCACGGACUGUUUGGUCCCUUUACCACUAAAGAGGGAAGGAAGCAGCAUAAAAGAUAUGGUUUGCUUUUCACUUGCUUCUGCUCACGAGCCGGUAUUGAAAUGUUAGAGGAUAUGUCCACUGAUGCCUUUAUAAAUGGUCUGAAAUGUUUCAUUGCAAUUCGUGGUGCUGAUCGGCAAAUCCAAUGUGAUCAAGGAACCAACUUUGUGGGUGCAAAGAACGAAUUGAACAAAGCUUUACAAGAACUUAACACUCCCAGACUCAUCACCUUUCUAUCCGAAAAACAUUGUGAUUUUUUUUUUUUCAACGCACCUCACUCCUGUCACGCUGGAGGUGUGCGAGCGCCAGAUAAAGACCAUAAGGAGCGUGUUGAACUCCACAUUAUCAUUGGCCUCUUGCAGACUCAACGAUACUUCUCUGCGAAUGUUGUUUUAUGAAGUCAUGGCUAUAGUCAACAGUCGCCCACUUACUGUGGACGACCUGUACAACCAUGAUAGUAUGGAACCACUCACACCCAAUCAUCUACUUACAGUGAAAUCCAACAUGGCUCUACCUCCACCAGGGAAGUUUGUCAGGGAGAACCUUUAUGGACAAAGGAGAUUUCGCAGAGUACAGUAUCUGGUGGAACAAUUUUGGAGUCAUUGGAAAGGGGAUUUUCUCCACAACAUUAUUGUAAGACAUUGUUGGCACACGCCAAAGAGAAAUUUACAAGUGAGAGAUAUAGUGAUGCUUGUGGAUGACUUGUUACCCAGAUGUGAAUGGAAACUUGGACGGAUUUUAGAAACUGUCACUGAUAAAGAUAGACUGGUAAGAAAGGGUAAAAUAUAUAUAGGAGAUAAGAGGCUUAACAAGAAAGGGGAACGCCUUGGUAAGGUGUCAGUGCUAGAACGUCCAGUGCAGAAGUUAGUCUUAUUAGAAGCUACUUAAGUACAUAUCACUGAUGUUAAUGGUUUAUUUUCCAAAUGAUACAGAUGUGAAAAUUAUUUGUGUUUGUGGGUAUUGCUUGGAACACAUGUAAUUUUGGUGGGAGUGUAAAUAACCCCAAGGUUUGACGAGACAAACUAAUUAAUGUUAUAAAACAUUCAUUUGCGUAUUGCGCAUAUUUUUUUAACAUUAUUUUUGUACGUUUAUAUACAUUCAUUUAUACUUAAGUAGUUUUAUUUCCCAUGUUGUUAGUGGGACCCUUUAUUUUGAGGGACGUCCGGUUUUUAUUCGUUACCAGAACAGUGUUAAGCUAAGCUAAGGGGAGAACGUGGCUUUAUGAUAUUCUGUAAAUGGCUUAAGCACCCCCCCCACCCCGGUAAAGGCACAAGCUCUUAUGUUGGUUAAGUUUUUUUUUGGUAAUUUAUUUUAAAUAAAUCGUGAACCAUCAGUCAAGUCUUUUGGCCAUCAAUCCAGAGGGAAUGCUACAAUAUCAUUCACAUAAAAAUAAAGCAGGGUUUAUUUGUUUAAAGGGGGGGUCAGUAAUGCCACCCCCUGGCUUCACGAUCACGGGCUUGGACUUUAGCUAUGUGCACAUGAUAUUUCCUCUGGGUCUCCUUCCACAGUCUAAGGAGAGCAGCACAGGAGUGGCGGUAGCUCUGAACUACCCGCAGUGGCCCAUAGAACGCGGUGUAUGAGCGGCACUGCUGGUCGGCUGCAGGGUCUCCAGGCUGAUGCACUUUUGUACAACUGUUAAUCUCUUUUAAUGUCCAGAACACAACUGUGCGGAAUUCUCCAAAGAAAAAUAAAUGUGAUGCAUUUACAAAUGCCCUUCCUACCAAAAAAAAACACAAUGGAGUUUUUUUUAAACUAAGCUUCAUCCAUUACGAGGAGUACCAUAUAUUUAAUGCAGCAAUGAGGGAGGCAGAACAGAACGGUUGACCUGUUGAAGCACUAGGCGAGACUAAAAAGGAAAUGGGACAAAAUGUGCUGCGAAAGUGAAGAAACCAUAGGAAAGAAUGACUGCAGAUGGGAGAGCUGUUAAAUGCUGAAGAACACCUCAGAAGAGGAGGAGCGCCCUGCAUGAAAAUCACUUCUGCGACCUGGCGCCACCUGCUGUCCUAGUGAAUGUACUGCACGAAAAUACCAUCGCCAGCUCGGUUCCGAAAAAGCGCUGAAGUUGUAACAUGACUCAUACAAUGCAGGAUUGCAACAUACGCAAGAACGAGCACAGACGUCUUCAUAGUGUCAAUUUGUUUCUUUAUUUCUUUGUAUAACUGUACCUCUAUACAUGGUUUUGUUUUUCCAAGCAAUCAGAUAAGUUACAUGAUCAAAAUGCAAACAAAAAAAAAUAAUCGGUCAGAUUAAUUUAUGUGGGGGCCCAAGGUUGAUAGCUGCAUGAACACCCAUGUGUUACCAAUUUAACUAACAGUUCCAUUUUUUUCUGAGGCAGGGAAGGGCUCUGAUGUUUGCCAGGGCCCUAAGAUAUAACCUGCGAUAGUCUAUGUCUUAAUCUGCCCCCCAUGCAGCAACACUAAUGAAAAAUUGAACGAGUCACUGGUAACAAAAAUAUGACUAACUGUGGAUACGUUACCAGUGACUGGAAGGAACACUGUUUCCGCCUUCAGAGAACUUUGUAAAGGAGUGUAGUAAUCGGUAUCUGGGGUGAAGCAGGUAAUUAAAAAUUGAAAGAGACUUUUAAUGCGGUACGCAGAGGCAUUUGGAAUUUAAAGGACAGGAGCUGCAUGUCGAAUAUGCAAGCCCAGCGUAAUGGAUGUGGUAACUUUCAGGCAGUCUGAGGACAUACAGGAAGUCAUUUACUGAGAUACCUCAGUUAGCUCUCAGCCAGGGUUUGUGAAUGAGGUGCCAUAAACUAACUGCUGUGCGCUUCUGGUGGAUCCAUUUGAUCUAGCAAACUGCAGGCCCCUCUCACUCCAUCCUUCUUUAUGGGCAGUUUUGCAGAGCUGUGUUUCCCUGGACUGUUUUUGGUCCCAUGAUUAGCAUAACAUGCUUGGCACAUGACACAGAAAUGGCGUCUCUCAGCACUUUCUAUGAACCUUCCCGCCCCCAGGCUUCUAGACCAGGUGCCAUUGAGCGCAUUGCUCACCAUUUAUACUGGGACAGAAUAGAAGAAACUCCUUUGCUGAACUCUGAUGAGGCAGAAAUGCUGUUACUGCCUGUUUAGUCAUUCAGACAUACAUUCUCAGCACGAACUGUGGCUGGUCGAUGCCGACAUCUCAACAAAAGACCUUGGUGCUACAACUGAAGAGGAAACCUCCAUCAGAAACCUUCUAAAAAUGAUGAAAUGUAUUAAUUACCUUGAAGAUCUUAUUGCAAUGCUCUGUUAUCUGCCCGUGAAACACUUCCCUGAAUGUCUUCUGCCAGAAAUCUUACCAGCACUAAAAUGUAUGAAUUUUA
This is a messenger RNA of Brienomyrus brachyistius, 10168 nucleotides long. RefSeq lists its product as uncharacterized. The record is from RefSeq and is a predicted model, not a curated record. Bases 4487 to 5674 code for a protein of 395 amino acids. NCBI's taxonomy places the organism in Eukaryota, Metazoa, Chordata, Actinopteri, Osteoglossiformes, Mormyridae. The transcript has 2 exons.